AUGUUCGCCUCCAAGACCCUCCUCGGCCUGGCUACCGUCCAGGCUGUCUCUGCCCACUUCGGUCUUGUCUUCCCUACAUGGCGAGAUGAUACACUCAGCGAGAAGAACGAGGAAAAGUACAGCCAGUGGACUUAUCCUUGCGCUGGUGUCGACUACAACGAGAAGAACGUCACUGACUGGCCCCUCGAGGGUGGUUCUCUUACACUCGACCUCCACCACGACUGGACCUACGUCUUCGUCAACCUCGGUCUUGGCGAGAACACAACCAACUUCAACAUCUCCCUUACUCCCGAGUUCCUCAACGCCACCAACCCCGGCACUCUCUUCAUUGAGGAGCUCGCCCUGCCCUCAAGCGUCAAGGUCUCGGAUGGCGAUCUCGCCAGUAUCCAGGUCGUGACUGUCGGCGACAGCGGCAGCGCCCUCUACAACUGUGCGGACAUCCGCUUCAAGGAGAACGCAAAGGGACCCAGCAACAAGACCGGUGAUGUUGACUACGUGAUGAUCAAGCAGCAGGAUGGCAAUGGCACUGAUAGCGCUUCCAACUCUUCAUCUUCAGGAGAGGAGGGCGGUGACAAUGGUAGUGGAGCAGGUAUUUUGGGUGUGAACACGAUGGCUUUGACCUCUGUUGUAGGUUUCGCCGCCGCUUUUGCAAUGGGAUUCAGCCUAUAG
Molecule: messenger RNA, 669 nt
Organism: Fusarium coffeatum
Lineage: Eukaryota; Fungi; Ascomycota; Sordariomycetes; Hypocreales; Nectriaceae
Exons: 2
Coding region: 1-669 (222 amino acids)
Source: RefSeq, a predicted model, not a curated record